This is a messenger RNA of Acanthoscelides obtectus, 266 nucleotides long. The record is from the annotation of a GenBank genome assembly. Lineage: Eukaryota; Metazoa; Arthropoda; Insecta; Coleoptera; Chrysomelidae.
GUUUAAAGCAUUCAUACACGAGACUGGUGGAGGUCGGCGAGAAUUCUACAUCUGUCUGGAUUGUCUAUUAACAUUCUGGAAUACAGUGUCUCGGUAAAAUGCAAGAACCCAAAUUUUGUCAGAGUUGGAUUUUCUACGUGUCAACUGGUAUUUUCUACGGUUUUGCGAACACAAGCAGCAGUUGAAGACGGAAGGGAACAAGUGUACACAAAAUGUUUUUAGCCUCCUAAUGAAGUAAAUCCUAGUGUACACAUAUGUGCACCAAU